Dibothriocephalus latus is the source of this 570-nucleotide messenger RNA. Lineage: Eukaryota; Metazoa; Platyhelminthes; Cestoda; Diphyllobothriidea; Diphyllobothriidae. The record is from the annotation of a GenBank genome assembly.
AUGCUGCAGGUGGGUAAAGCGUUCCGGGCCUUGUGUGUCAACGGCAUUCGCGCAGCGCCCGUCUGGGACUCUCUCACCCAGACCUUCACCUGCGUCCUAACUAUCAACGAUUUCCUGCAAAUGCUGAGCCUUUGUUGGAAGUCAGCCAACGACCCUGGCACACCCACCUUGAAGGUGGGCGACUGCGAGUCCAUGCCCAUACGUCGGUGGAAGGGUAAGUCUGUCGGACGCCUAUCUUACCAACAAUAGAUUUGUGCUGAGUUCGAAUCUUCCCAGACGUCAGUCCCCAGCAAUGAGCCCGCUGAAAUUAAAUCUGACUCUUCCCAAGUUAGUGAGGGUAUGAUACGUGCGUCCAGCGUGGGCUCAGUGCAUCGUUCAUCUUCAUUAUCUUCUUCCUCCUCCUGUUCCACCUUCUCCUGCCCGAGCGCAGACGGUGCUGUGGUCGACAAUAGUUCCGCGCCCUCCGUUCCCUCACAACACGGCUACUGCUGUGGCCGUGGCUUUCGCAUGGGCGGACUUACAGUCAUUGACCCCACCGAUACCCUCUUCACGGCUCUUGGCAUAUUGGCU